Molecule: messenger RNA, 1900 nt
Organism: Drosophila busckii
Lineage: Eukaryota; Metazoa; Arthropoda; Insecta; Diptera; Drosophilidae
Gene: Ent1
Product: equilibrative nucleoside transporter 1
Exons: 5
Coding region: 242-1711 (489 amino acids)
Biological process (GO): nucleoside transmembrane transport
Cellular component (GO): plasma membrane
Molecular function (GO): nucleoside transmembrane transporter activity
Source: RefSeq, a predicted model, not a curated record
GUAGUGCAAGUUUUUCAACAGUGUCCUGCAAAUCAAAAAUUGUGCAUAAAUUUAAAUUUGCCGCCAAAGGGCAAAUACAUUACGGCUUGUGUCUUGGCUAAUCCAUUGUUGCAAAGUAGUUUACUGCCACAUUGUGGAUGAUACGUGCUUGAAAACGACUAGAACAGAAAAUUACCGCGGAGUAGAAAACAGCUGAUUAGCAUUGACAAAUAAACAAUAAACGACACACAAAUGCAACAAAAUGGAGCGUUGCGCAAGUGACAGAGCACUGCUGCUGAAUGAGGAAGAUAAUGACGAACAAAUGCUGGGCACGGAGCCAGUGGCAGCUGGACAUGGAUUUGUGCCCGCCUUUGCAGCACACAACGAGAUUGAGCCUGAAAUUGAUGCACAUCUGCGGGAACGAGAACAGGAUGAGGUGGUGUUAAUAAGUAAUGCACCAACUGCUGGCUACGCGCUUACCUAUUGUGUAUUCUAUUUGCUGGGCAUUGGAACGAUGACACCUUGGAACUUUUUUGUGACAGCAGAGGAUUAUUGGAAAUACAAGUUCCGCAAUACAACACUGAAUGCUAGCAGUUUCGAUGAGGGCGAAUUAACGCCAAUGCAAAAGAGUUUCAGCUGUGAUCUGACCUUAACGGCUACGAUCUCUGGCACAACAUUUCUGCUGCUCAAUGCGGUUUAUGGCCAGCAUGUCUCCCUGCGCAGCAAGAUGCUUGUCACACUCAUCACCAUACUCGUGCUGUUUGGCAUUACGACGGGAUUUGUGGAGAUCAACACGGAUACGUGGCAGGAGCAGUUCUUUCUCAUAACGCUCAUUACAGUGGUUAUACUAAACAUUAGCGCCGCCACCAUGUCGGGCGCCUUGUAUGGCGUUGCUGGUCUCUUUCCCUCGGAGUAUAUGACAGCUGUGGUCAGCGGACAGGCGCUGGGCGGCAUUAUCACUGCGCUGGCUUUUAUACUUGUGCUGGCCUUUGAUGCGGGUCCCUCAGCUACAGCAUUUGUGUUCUUCAUCAUGGGCGCAUUGCUCAUCUUCUUUUGCAUUGUCUGCUAUUUGACAAUGGCGCGUCAGCCCUUCUUUAAAUAUUAUCUGGAGGGCGGUGAUAAGUACAAAGUGAUUAGUGCGCUGCCUUCGCACAGUCGCCAGGAGGCAGCAGCCGAUACGGGUGUGGCGCUGGAGCCAAUACUACGUGAGGUGAUGGGCAAAAUUUACUUACAUGCCAUUUGCUUGGGCAUUCUCUUUGCCACAACGCUGUCGGUUUAUCCUUCGAUAACGCUGCUCAUGCAAUCGGAGUACUCUGGCAGUCAUACGGCGUGGACUGAUGUUUAUUACUUACCUGUGGUCAACUACUUAUUCUUCAAUUGCGGCGACUACUUUGGCAGACUGCUGGCGGGCUACCUGGAGCGUCCACGGAACUCGCAGACGACAUUAUUGUGGACCGUAGCACGCAUUAUAUUCGUGCCCAUGUUGUUGAUGUCCAACACCAGCGAGCACCAAUUUAUGCCCACGCUCAUUAAGCAUGAUUAUACGUUUAUGGCGCUGAUUAUAAUGUUUGCCCUAUCCAACGGUUAUCUUUGCAACAUAUUGCUCAUCAUGGCGCCCAAAGCCGUCAAACAACAUGAGAAGGAACUCGCUUCCAGCAUCAUGGCUGCCUCGCUGAGCUGCGGCAUGGCCUUGGGCUCGUUCAUGAGCCUGAUCUUUGUACAAUUAUUGUGAUUGCCGUCUCAAAAUCUCUGGUGCCUUACCAAGUCUAUGUUUUACUUUUAGCUAAUACUUGUCUUGUACUUUUACUCCCAUUCACCACGAGCAACAUAUCAAAUUGAAAUUAAUAAUAUUAAUAUUACAUGUCUAGUUAGUAAGUUUUACAUUGUACAGCAUUUGUGCUUCCAUUUUAUAAAAACAAAA